Molecule: messenger RNA, 2805 nt
Organism: Dreissena polymorpha
Lineage: Eukaryota; Metazoa; Mollusca; Bivalvia; Myida; Dreissenidae
Exons: 3
Coding region: 112-1803 (563 amino acids)
Biological process (GO): protein polyubiquitination; negative regulation of translation; proteasome-mediated ubiquitin-dependent protein catabolic process
Molecular function (GO): translation repressor activity; ubiquitin protein ligase activity; zinc ion binding
Source: RefSeq, a predicted model, not a curated record
CUGUAAAUUGUAGGUACAAAGUAUUAUGUUAUUUGAUUUUAACCACCAGUUAAAUGGGUGUAAUUUAAGGUUUAUAUAUUUCUUCUAAAUAUAAAUAAUAAGGGGAACAGGAUGGCAAUGUUUUCUCAGUCAACUGAGGAUAAAGGCUCUGAUUCCUUUAUAGACUUUUGUUGUUCACCAUGUCAUGAGCACAAAACUGUUCAGUGGGCGGAGUUUUACUGUGAUAACUGCGAAAAAUUUUAUUGUGCAAAAUGCAUUAACCUUCAUGGUCAGUUGUUUGGGACACAUGCGACAUAUGGAAGGGGAGACACAAGUAAGUGGCCAGUGUCCAAGGAAGUGGAGGAUUUCCUUCAGAAAUGUGACCUUCACGAAGACAAACGUCUGGAAAUGUACUGCAAUGACCACAGUCAGCUGUGCUGCACUGAUUGUGCUUUCCUAAAUCAUAGACAAUGUGCUAAAGUAACACUGAUAUCCGAGUCAGUCAAAGGACCCCCACCAGAUUUGCAGCUACUAGCAAGAAAUAUCCUAACUAUUCUUAAAGAAAUCAAGAAACUUCAGAAUUAUUGGGAUACCAACAUGCAGUCUUUGCAGGUUUCAUACGACAAACAAUUACAUGAAAUACAUAAAACACGCAAAAAAAUAAAUAGUAUUCUAGACAAGAUUGAAAAAAACACCAUGAAAGAGCUAGAUGAUAAGUUGACCAAUCUUAAAGCUUCUGUCAAGACUGAUACGGACAAUUGCAGCAAGCUAAAAAAUGAUCUCGAACAACUCAGUGGCGCAAUACAUGACGUUGUUGAUAAAGGCAAAGUGGAACUGUCAUUUAUUGCCAGUAAGAAAUGUCUGGAAAAGAUGUAUCAUUCUGUAACUUAUCUGAAGGAGAACUCAGUUCAGGUUGAAAGUUCACUGACAUUCCAGGCCGACAGUGAUGUUCAACAGUACUUGUCUAAAUUGUCCGGUCUAGGGGGGUUUGUACUCAGUACCAAGGCAUUAUCGGUACUACACCAGGCAUUCUGCUUCACUGUGCAAGGAAAGUCAGAGUAUAAUGUGAGCAUACCAAGUGAUUCAGAUAGAAGCUGCCGUAUCACCGCCAUUUGUGUUCUAACUGAUGAUGAGAUCCUUGUUGCAGACGAAGCUAAUAAACGAGUUAAGCUACUCAAUCAUCAAUACCAGGUGGUGGGACAUUGUGAUUUAACUGGUUAUCCAAUUGAUAUGUGUCAAAUGACACAAAAUGAAGUAGCUGUUGCUGUGAAUACGUAUGACACACAUGAGGUCCUGUUUGUCUCUGUGAAAAAUGGGCAGCUGGUUAUGGGCAGGAAGCUGCAGUUUCAGCAUAACUGCUAUGGUAUUGCUCAUGAUCUGCAAGACCUGUAUCUCACCUCUGGCACUGCACUUUACAAGUAUUCAAUGAAAGGAGCCCUGUUGAAAAAGUUGUAUGAAGAUAGAUCAUGCAAAUUCACAGAUAGGUGUGCAGUGAGUCCUUCGGGUGAAAAGAUAUUUGUCACCAACAAAUCCCAUAGCAAGGUCCUCACCCUUGCCAGAGAUGGUACAGUUCUCCACACCUUCCCAGACCUACAAAACCCAACAGGUAUUCAUGUGACUGAUCUGGGACAGGUGCUGGUCUGUGAAUUUUCUGCAUCAGAAAUCCUACAACUGGAUGGUGAAGGCAAGAAGAAGCUGGCCACUCUUGCUACCAAGAAGGAUGGUCUUGAUAAUACACUCUCAGUCUGCUUCCAAAGGAGUACAGCAUCCCUCAUUGUGGGACAAGCACUUAGUAAAAACAUUGUUGUGUUUAAAGUAAUAUAGUUUUGUUUGACAAGUUUCUGUAAAAACAUUUUGGAAUAUGUACUUUACAUGAAUUCUUGGCCACACCAAACUUGUAUUCAGUAUUACGUUUCAUCGCAUAAUUCACAUGGAUGAUUUAAUCGGGCGCCAACGCUCUGCUGCUGAUGCAGUUUAGAAUAAAUGAAAGCUUGUCAGAAUUAUUUGUUUAAUUUUUUCAAAGUUGUAGGUGAAAGCACUUUGAGUUUAGAGCCAAUGUUCAAAAGGUUGGCAAAAUGUAAAUGUUUUAGCACGACGCCAGAAGACGAGCUGGCUAUGACAAUACCUCGGGUUUUCUCCGAAAACAGCCGAGCUAAAAAUGAAUAACAUUUACAUGUACAUACAUAAUUUAUUUGUGGUUAUGUUCUACAAUAUUUUGGUGUAAUUUUUAUGCAAAGUAAAAAAAACGGCUGAGUGCAAUUAACGAGGGAAGGUCUUACAUUUUCUUUUCUUUUUUAACAGUCACCAUGAGUUCUAUCCUAAAAAAAUAUAAAGUUAUAUAGAUUUAUAAUUAUGUAUUGUACAGACUUCUUUAAUUGUUGUUUUUAGAUUAUACUUUUGUUGAUUAUAGUUAUAUAUGUAUUUACUUAUGUCAUUCAAGCUAUCUGCCUAUACCGUUCACAUUGUUUUGCUGAAUAAAUUUACUUUUACUGAUGUUCACAUUCUCCUUUCCAUUUUCUUCCAAUCAAAUAAACAAGUAUUUGCAUUAUCUGUUUACUACAUAAAUAGACAUGAUUUUGUGUAUUAAAGUUACAUUUGCAUUAUCUGUUUACUACAUAAAUAGACAUGAUUUUGUGUAUUAAAGUUACAUUUGCAUUAAUUGUGUUACUACAUGAAUAGACAUUAUUUUGUGUAUUAAAGUUACAUUUGCAUUAUCUGUUUACUACAUAAAUAGACAUGAUUUUGUGUAUUAAAGUUACAUUUGCAUUAAUUGUGUUACUACAUGAAAAGACAUUAUUUUGUGUAUUAAAGUUACAUUUCCAACAA